Molecule: messenger RNA, 3230 nt
Organism: Pogona vitticeps (central bearded dragon)
Lineage: Eukaryota; Metazoa; Chordata; Lepidosauria; Squamata; Agamidae
Source: RefSeq, a predicted model, not a curated record
CAGCAACCAUACCAAAGAUUCCAACCGUACAGACAAUUCAGCUCACGCCAACGGAGAGAUCAUUUUCAGCUCCAGCACCAUCUACAUCAUCCCUUCACAAUCAAAAUCAACCUCAGUGACGUCAACCGUUUCGCAAACCCCAGAAAAAGGCCGAGGCUCGCAGGCGGACCCCGCCGACGCCGACGCCGACGCCGCCGUCACUCGGCCCUCGCACGCCUCCAAGGCGUUCCUGGCGCCCGUCGAGAGCAUCACCUCGGCGCCCCCGCUGCCCCCGGAGAGCCGGCCGGCCUCCACCCCGCUCCAGAACAAGUCCGCCGCCGGGCAUGGCAAGUCCCAGAAGCUCUUCCCGGUCCUGGACACCGACUACGACCGCAUCCGGCAGCCCUUCGAGAUUUCCCUCUGGAUCCUGCUGGCCUGCCUGAUGAAGCUAGGGUUCCAUGUGAUUCCAACCAUUUCCAGCAUAGUUCCCGAGAGCUGCUUGUUAAUUGUUGUAGGACUCCUAGUUGGAGGGCUCAUCAAAGCUGUGGGGGAAGACCCCCCGAUCCUAAGUUCAGACGUCUUCUUCCUUUUCCUCCUCCCACCCAUCAUCCUGGAUGCUGGCUACUUCCUGCCUUUGCGCCAAUUCACGGAGAACCUGGGGACCAUCUUGAUUUUCGCCGUUAUAGGGACACUCUGGAAUGCUUUCUUUGUGGGCUCGCUGCUCUAUGGUCUGUGCCAGAUUGGCAGUACUGGUCUGAAUGACAUUAGCCUCAUCGCCAACCUGCUUUUUGGUAGCAUCAUCUCCGCUGUGGACCCGGUGGCUGUCCUGGCUGUGUUUGAAGAGAUCCACAUUAACGAGCUGUUACACAUCUUGGUGUUUGGAGAGUCUCUGCUCAAUGAUGCCGUCACUGUGGUUCUUUACCAUCUUUUUGAAGAAUUUGCCGCAUUUGACAAAAUCACCAUUACGAACAUCAUCUUGGGCUUCCUCAGCUUCUUUGUGGUAUCCCUAGGGGGCGUUUUUGUUGGUGUUGUCUAUGGCGUGAUCGCAGCCUUCACCUCCCGUUUUACGUCGCACAUACGGGUCAUUGAGCCUCUGUUCGUCUUUCUGUACAGCUACAUGGCUUACCUGUCAGCAGAACUCUUCCACCUGUCAGGCAUCAUGGCGCUGAUUGCCGCCGGCGUGGUUAUGCGUCCUUAUGUGGAGGCCAACAUCUCCCAUAAGUCCCAUACCACUAUCAAGUAUUUCCUGAAGAUGUGGAGCAGUGUCAGCGAGACCCUCAUUUUUAUCUUCCUUGGUGUCUCCACUGUAGCCGGGAAACACCACUGGAACUGGACGUUUGUCAUUGGCACCUUGCUCUUCUGCUUGGUUGCCAGGGUAUUAGGUGUCCUAGGGCUGACUUGGUUCAUCAACAAAUUCCGCAUCGUGAAACUAACCCCGAAAGACCAGUUCAUCAUUGCCUACGGUGGCCUGCGAGGGGCCAUUGCCUUCUCGCUGGGUUACCUUCUCGACUAUGAGCAUUUUCACAUGAGGGAGAUGUUCCUGACAGCCAUCAUCACAGUCAUCUUCUUCACAGUCUUUGUGCAGGGAAUGACCAUCCGUCCACUGGUGGACCUCCUCGCAGUGAAAAAAAAGCAAGAGACCAAGAGGUCCAUCAACGAAGAAAUUCAUACACAGUUCUUGGAUCAUCUUUUGACGGGCAUUGAAGACAUAUGCGGCCACUAUGGCCACCACCACUGGAAGGACAAGUUGAACCGCUUCAACAAGAAGUACGUGAAGAAAUGCCUGAUUGCUGGCGAACGUUCCAAGGAGCCCCAAUUAAUUGCCUUCUAUCACAAGAUGGAGAUGAAGCAAGCCAUUGAACUGGUGGAAAGUGGGGGGAUGGGCAAGAUUCCCUCGGCCGUCUCCACCGUCUCCAUGCAGAAUAUCAAUCCCAAAACUUUGCCUGUGGAGCGCAUCUUGCCUGCCCUCUCGAAAGAUAAGGAGGAGGAGAUCCGGAAGAUUCUACGCAACAACCUGCAAAAAACUAGGCAGAGGCUGCGCUCAUACAACCGACACACUUUGGUCGCAGACCCUUAUGAGGAAGCCUGGAACCAGAUGUUGCUGAGGAGGCAGAAAGCUCGGCAGCUGGAACAGAAGAUGAACAACUAUCUGACGGUGCCAACCCACAAAAUUGACUCACCAACCAUGUCAAGAGCACGCAUUGGAUCAGACCCUCUAGCUUAUGACCCCAAGCCCAACUCGGAGAACCUUCCCAUCAUAACCAUUGACCCCGCCUCCCCUCAGUCUCCAGAGUCUGUUGACCUAGUAAACGAGGCAAUUAAGGGGACGAACCGCCUCCCGCCAUCCCCGGAGGAAGAGGAGGACGAAGAAGGGCUGGUGAUGCGAGCCAAAGAGCCUUCCUCUCCAGGCACGGAUGACGUGUUCACCCCAGGGACCGGGGACAGCCCUAGCAACCAGCGGAUCAUGCGAUGCCUCAGUGACCCUGGGCCGCGGCCUGACCCUGACGAGGGGGAGCCCUUCAUCCCCAAAGGGCAGUGAGCCCCGAAAUGCACUACUAGAGCUGGCCUGAAGGGGGAGCACCCUGCACGUGCACUCAAAAGACACAGUAGCUCUCAUGCAUCUACUUUAUGGGGCAUCUCGCUUCCUCUCCACACACCCCAAUCAUUCCGCCUCACAUAUCCCCAAAUCAUUCUGAUCCUACCCCCGCAUCUUCACUUUAGAAACUUUGCUAGGUAGUAAGAGAGAUCACCAAAAUGGAAUGUAUCUUGUGUCCGCUGGGCCGCUUUAUGAAGGAAACAAAGGGUGUCGGAGUUGACACUCCCCGCCAGGACUCCUACCAUGUUGAGAAGGCAGAGAAGGGUGUGUUUCGCCCCACGGCUGUCUUUUCCUGCAGGGUCCAGAGACUGCUCUUAUUUGUGUGCCUCAAACCUUUCAUCCACUUGCACUUCAUUUUGGAGAGGGUGUUGCUCUGGCCUUCCGAAUGCACCAGAAAAGCUGGGGAUAUUUUCUUUCACCUGGCAUCAGGUGUAGUAGGAAUCUGGGGCUAGACAGCAUCUCAUGUUGGGCAGUCCUCCUUUUGCUUUGCCAUGGGCUGAGUCUAUGGUGCCUGGGGUGAAUUGUGAAGCCAGAAUUCUCUCUUCUGGAUUUGCUUCCUAUUCACCAGCUGUACAUUAGCUUGAUAGCUCCUAGACCUGAUAUUCUCAGUAAGGUAUUUCACUGCUCCCCCUCUAAAAAAAGCCUUUGAAAUCCG